This is a messenger RNA of Austrofundulus limnaeus, 1329 nucleotides long. It is a transcript of the gene mgme1, whose product is annotated as mitochondrial genome maintenance exonuclease 1. NCBI's taxonomy places the organism in Eukaryota, Metazoa, Chordata, Actinopteri, Cyprinodontiformes, Rivulidae. Gene Ontology annotation, molecular function: single-stranded DNA exodeoxyribonuclease activity. The transcript is spliced from 5 exons. Gene Ontology annotation, cellular component: mitochondrion. Gene Ontology annotation, biological process: mitochondrial DNA replication. Bases 150 to 1217 code for a protein of 355 amino acids. The record is from RefSeq and is a predicted model, not a curated record.
CGGAAGAGUUUUGUCGGAACAUGUUGGGGCAUAUACCAUCGUUUAACAAAGACAAAAUUAGCUUUUAAAAGCGAAAUUACCAGAUUUUUUUUUGUUUUUAGGAAGUUAACAGCUCAGUUGUGUAACUUGAUUGUGCUAGAUUCACCAGAAUGUUCAGUUUGAACCGUGUUUUGUGUGUCGGGACUAUUAUUGUCCCUCAAAGCACCUCCUCCCUCACUGUAUGCCACUUUUCUGCUUCGCGUUAUCUAASCAGACCCAAAAGAAGGAGUCCGUACAGUUCUGUGGACAGUGACCGCUACACUUCGCUUGUAAAAUCCGUGAUGUCCUCCACCAGGGUCAGCUCUCAAACCCCCGAGACCCUCCAGGCAGAAGACGACCAGAUUUAUGGACCAGUUGUCAAAGCUCCUCUACCGAGAACUGAGAAGGAAAAAGGACCAAAGGUUCUCCAUCCUUUUGUAAAUUACCAGAAAGCUUUUGAAACAGACGAGCCAGAGUCAGGACCCCCUGUUCAGAUUUCAUUAACACGAGGACAAGGCAGGUCUUCUGUGCCCAGCGUGACCCGGAUCCUUCAGCAGACCCUUUCUCCAGAGCAGAUCUUCUACCUGGAGCGAUGGAAGAGGAAGAUGAUCGCUGAGUUUGGAGAGGAAGGCUUCAAAGAAUACAGUCAGAAUCUAUUUAGACAAGGAAAGCUUUUCCACUCAGCUCUGGAGGAUAUUUUCAGAUCUGGUGCAACCUGGAAGCACAGAGACCCCUCAGAGACACCAGAAUAUSCACCUGAAGUCCGAGGAUACAUCCAGAGUGUCUCUCACAUCCUGGAGGAUGUCAGCGCAGUGAGGGCUACAGAAAGCACRGUGCAGCACCGCACCCUGAACUACCUGGGAGUCGUGGACUGUGUUGCUCGUUACAAGGGUGUGCUGUGCAUUAUCGACUGGAAAACCUCAGAAAAACCCAAACCGUUCCUGAGCAACACGUACGACAACCCCGUUCAAGUGGCAGCGUAUGCCGGGGCUUUGAACGACGACGGCAACUACAAAUACCAGGUUGAAAACGGGCUCAUUGUUGUGGCCUACAAGGACGGCUCCCCGGCCCACGCUCACAAGCUCAGCUCAGACAUGAUGUCGGAGUACUGGAAGACGUGGUUGUUGCGCCUUGAAGAAUAUGGGGAACAAAGAUCAAGCACAUCGUCACGUUCUAAUGAAAAAUUACAAGAUGUGUAAAAAAAACCUGCUUCCGCAUCAUGGUCUGUAUCAGUUGUUUUAACUCAAGGCAUGUGAUUUCCAACUUUCUUCAACUUCCAUGUUUUUUAAUAGAAUCACUUUUUGACUGUAA